Molecule: messenger RNA, 1569 nt
Organism: Chrysoperla carnea
Lineage: Eukaryota; Metazoa; Arthropoda; Insecta; Neuroptera; Chrysopidae
Product: facilitated trehalose transporter Tret1-like
Exons: 2
Coding region: 102-1502 (466 amino acids)
Biological process (GO): transmembrane transport
Cellular component (GO): membrane
Molecular function (GO): transmembrane transporter activity
Source: RefSeq, a predicted model, not a curated record
AAAAAAAAACACUUUUUAUUUUAAUAUAUUAAUUGUGGUGUGGUCAAUAUUUUAAUCAGCAAUUGGAUUAAAAUAUUUGACAAAAAGUUAUUUACAACAAGAUGAUUAUAUUUGGUAAUAUUCAAAAACAUUUCUCCGGAAAAUUUAUACAAUGUUUGGCUUGUUUUAUAGCAACAAUUGCAUGUUUUGAUGAUGGCUUAUUAAAUGUUUGGCUAUCACCAGUGAUUCCAAAAUUAGUAGCAGAGGAUUCUGAAAUUCCAAUAAAUCCAGACCAAGAAUCAUGGCUUACGUCAAUGGCGUUAAUAUCUUUAUCAAUUGCAUCCAUAUUUUCAAUCAAAGCUGUUCGAUUAAUUGGAAACAAAAAUAUAAUUUUGCUGAGUUGUAUACCAGUAACAUUGUCUCUGUUAACAAUUAUAUUUGCAACAUCAGUCGCUGAAUUAUAUAUAUCCAGAUUUUUAGCGGGAAUAUGUGACGCAAUGUGUUUUGUAAGUGUUCCUGCAUACAUUGGAGAAAUUGCAGAACCGUCUAUUCGUGGUAUAUUAUCAACAAUUAUCAUGACAUCGCUAAAUUUCGGAAUUGUAAUCACAUAUUAUUUUGGUUAUGUACUGCCUUUGAAAACGUAUCCAUUGUAUUGUCUUCCAGUUCCAAUUGUAAUGUUUGUUGUUUUUCUGUUCAUGCCUCAAUCACCGUCUUAUCUAAUAUCAAAAGGAAGAGUUGAAGAUGCUAAAAAACAGUUAGAAAUGAUUCGAGAUUCCGAUAUAAGCAAAGAAUUUGAAGAAAUUAAGUCAAAUAUUGAAAAUGAUGUUUCCGUACUUGAGAAUUUUUUUAAUUUGUUCCGAGUGAGAGCUAAUUUAAAAGCUUCGUUAAUUAUUCUUGUGACAGUCUUCAUAUGGAAUUGUUCUGGCAUUAUUAUUAUGGCUAUGUAUUUGCACACAAUUGUGUUGGAAGCGCAAGUCAAUCUUCCGGAAAUCAUUCCCAUAGUGAUAUAUUCUUUUGUACAAUUUUUGUCAGGAAUUGGUUGCACUUUUAUUGUGGAUCGAUAUGGAAGAAAACCAUUAUUAUACAUUUCAUGCGCUGGCACAGCCACAUGUUUAUGUGCUUUGGGAACGUAUUUUUUCUUCAAAAAUAUGAACUACGAUGUUGAAUCAGUGACGAUUUUACCAUUGAUCGCUUUAAUUUUAUAUGUAUUUUUUGCAAGUAUUGGCUUAGGAAAUAUUCCAAUUGUGUAUACAUCAGAAUUAUUUGCAUAUAAUAUGCAAAAUUAUGGCGGUGCAAUAUUAUGUAUAAGUUUUGGUGUAUUUGGUUUGGGUGCAAAUUCACUAUUUCAAAUAAUGACAAAUCAUUGGGGUAUGCACAUAAUUUUCUGGACAUUUGCUGUUCUUACCUUAAUGGGAGUGUUAGUUACAUAUAUUUGGCUACCAGAAACUAAAAAUAAAUCAAUUAUAGAAAUUCAAGAGUAUUUAACAGCCCCAAAAUCUAAAAAAGAAAUGACAAAAUGUUAGAAACUUCCUGAUUGAAUAUGCAUAUAUUCUCGACGAGCUGAAAUUUUUAUGAAAAAAACUUUUUGUC